AUGGCCGAGGUAACACACUUUAUAAACGCUAAAGCUCCUGAUAACCCUGUCGACCAUCAAGACAGUGCUAGCACAUCAGGUUCUCGGGCGGGCAACCUUCUAAAUUCAGUAAAAUUGCCUAUCCUGAAUUUGCCUUCGUAUGACGGGAGCCUGGAAACCUGGAUGUUUUUCCGUGAGAGUUUUUCGUCCAUAAUACAUGAAAACGAUGCUCUAGCAAAUGUCCAAAAAUUCCAUUACCUACAGCUCUCCUUGAAAGGGGAGGCUGCAGAAACAAUCAGCUCGUUGCAAAUAUGUGAUGCAAAUUAUAAAGUAGCAUGGUCGCUUAUUAAAGAACGGUUUGAAAACAAGCAACUUCUAAUAAAUUUUCACAUCAGGUCGUUAUUUAACCUACGGGCAUUACAACACGAGUCACACACUGGACUUAGGCAACUUUUAAACGGGUUACAAAAACAUUUAAAUGCUUUGGAAGUUUUGGAACGUCCCACCAAACAUUGGGAUGAUAUUUUAAUAUACUUAUUGGCCAGCAAAUUCGAUAACGCUACCAGACGCUCUUGGGAGAACAAAAUUAAUGCUAGCGAAAUUCGCACACUCUCUCAGUUGACUGAAUUCUUAAAAGAUAAAUGUCGAAUGCUACAAACGUUGGAAACCGAAACCAAACAGUCAAGUAAUAAAUCUAAUAGUAACUUUAAACAAAGGGAAAAAACAAAGACCUUUCUUACUAACACAACAAAACAAUGCGUUUUUUGUAACAAUGACCAUAACAUUUAUCAUUGUGAAUCAUUUCUAAACUUAACACCUUCUGAACGUUUAAAUAAAGCUAAAGGUUUACGAUUGUGCAUUAAAUCGCCCUUAUUGGUUAAAUAA
This is a messenger RNA of Diabrotica virgifera virgifera (western corn rootworm), 864 nucleotides long. RefSeq lists its product as uncharacterized. The coding region runs from base 1 to 864 and encodes 287 amino acids. The transcript has a single exon. Lineage: Eukaryota; Metazoa; Arthropoda; Insecta; Coleoptera; Chrysomelidae. The record is from RefSeq and is a predicted model, not a curated record.